AUACAGCCGGAAAAAUUGGAAUGCCUUAUGCAACUGUUGGAAAUUGCCGGAGGACCGACCGACACAAGAACGGAGACAACAACCUUCUUACAAGAUGCGUACGAAAAUUCUGGUUCUCGCCGUCUUCUUGGCUAUCGCAGCCUCAGCGUUCGCGGAUAAAAAGAUCGUCUGCUACUAUGAGAGCUGGGCGAAGGACUAUCCCGGCCAGGGCAAGUACCCAAUCACCUAUCUCAACGUGAAACUCUGCACCCACGUGAUUUACGCCUUUGUCGAGGUGAAGGCUAACGGAGAGUUCAUAAUGCCACAAGACGUGUCCGAUCUGGUGCAUUUCACCAAAUACGUGAAAAGCAACGGUGCCAAAGCUCUGCUUUCUGUCGGCGGGGCCUCCGAGAAUUCGAAAACGUUCUCUAAUAUCGCCGCGAACCCGGCAUCGCGUUCUCAGUUCGUGAAGAGCGCGCUCCAUCACGUACAGAUGCACAACUUCGACGGGCUGGACGUCGACUGGGAGUAUCCGAAUCAAAACGGUGGCAUGAAAGCUGACAAGAAUAACUUCGUUACAUUGUUGAGAGAACUGAAAAACGCAUUCGCCAGCCACCAUUGGCUCCUCAGUGCCGCUGUCGGCGCCGAAAAAGGUUCCGCCUCGCAAUCUUACGAGAUCCGAGAGGUCGCGGCACAGUUGAGCUUCAUUAACGUUAUGACCUACGACUUCAACGGAUACUGGAGCGGUUAUACCGGCAUGAAUUCACCGCUCUACGCAUCUCCUAAAGAUGGAGACAACCAACUGAAUGUUAACGCUAGCAUUCACUAUUGGCUCAGUCAAGGUGCCCCUGCCAACAAGAUCAUCGUUGGUGUGCCAUUCUUCGGAAUGACCUUCACCCUGAAGAACAGCAAGAACCACGGUGUUCAUGCUCCCACGUCCGGCCCCGGGAUCAAGGGACCAUACACUAAUGACAAAGGUAACAUUGGCUAUAAUGAGAUGUGCGUAGAUCUGAAGAAGGGUGGAUGGACAGUAGUUUGGGACCGUAAGGAAGACGUGCCUUACGCGUACAAGGGUAACCAGUGGGUCAGCUACGAUAAUCCCAGUUCGAUUAAGCAAAAGGCUGCAUACGCCAAACAUUACAAUCUCGGUGGUGUGAUGAUCUGGAGCGUUGACACCGAUGAUUUCCACGGUAACUGUGGUCCCAAAAACGCACUUCUCAAAGCUGUCAAUGCUGGUUUGAAGCAUUAGAUCGAGUUGCAUUAUCUGGAUGGAUCGAGGGCGCUGUUUGUUACUGAUGUCGACGACGAGAUAUAUGCACAACUGUAGAUGUUCAAACAAAACGUUAGAAUAAAAUAUAAGAACAGGUCAGAGGGUUUAACGAAUAAAUAAAGUAUAUAAAAAGAAUAAA
Messenger RNA from Megalopta genalis, 1388 nucleotides. Its product is annotated as acidic mammalian chitinase. Gene Ontology annotation, biological process: chitin catabolic process; carbohydrate metabolic process. Lineage: Eukaryota; Metazoa; Arthropoda; Insecta; Hymenoptera; Halictidae. The record is from RefSeq and is a predicted model, not a curated record. Gene Ontology annotation, cellular component: extracellular region. Gene Ontology annotation, molecular function: chitin binding; chitinase activity.